AUGGAGCCUGCCGAGGAUCCGAUUGGCCGACCCCUUGUGGCAAUCAAGAAGAAACCAUCUUUUUCGGAAACGGUGGUGCAGCUGCCCACAGCUUCGUCAACUGUCGAAGGGGAAGUGCUCCUGAACCAAUGGGACAUGUUGUCGGCCACAGAAGCAGCCCAUGCCCGCAACCAAAUACGCCGUGCCAUCGCAGUUCUCCGAAGGAUUCCAGCUCUCUGCACCGAUGCUGGCAAACACAACAUCCUAUACUCGCGCAAAACACAGGCGGUGACGAUGAUUGACUUUGAACGGGCUAGACCGUGUGACGAAAUCUAUUUAGCGAGUCAGGACCCGGAAAUGUAUGACAUAUUUGACGACGGACCAGAGGCAUAG
Molecule: messenger RNA, 372 nt
Organism: Aspergillus steynii IBT 23096
Lineage: Eukaryota; Fungi; Ascomycota; Eurotiomycetes; Eurotiales; Aspergillaceae
Exons: 2
Coding region: 1-372 (123 amino acids)
Source: RefSeq, a predicted model, not a curated record